AUGCAAGGCAACUCUAAUGGUCUGACAGAUUAUCAAGCACAAGCAAGUUUCCCUCAAUUCUCCAGUAAUACAAAUGUUAACAGCUCUUAUGGGAACCUUCCUGGUCUCAACACAUCAUUCCCCAACAGCUCCACGCAUGGCAGCACCAUGAACAUCACCACCUACAAUACUUCCAAUGGACAGCAGUUGGCCUAUGGCAGCAUAUCAUCCAAUUCCUCAUCAUCGUUUGUCAUGCCAUAUGACCCACCUUCCAUACAGCAAAGCUCAACUUCAGUGCAAGUAGCAGCUGCCCAGCCUCAACAUCUAACCUCUAAUAAAGCCAUUCAUUCCUGUAAUUAUUGUGGACUUGUCCUGUCAUCCGCCAAUGCACUCAUGGAACACAAGAGGAUUCACACCGGUGAUAGACCAUUCUCCUGUCAUAUUUGUAAUAAGAGGUUUACACAAAAGGCUCAUCUGAAUAUACACAAGCGAACCCAUACUGGAGAGAAGCCAUACGCAUGUCAUAUUUGUCACAAAAGAUUUGCUCAAUCAUCUCACCUCAGUAGCCACAAACGCAUUCAUACAGGUACUAAAAAAAUUCUAAGAAGAUAA
Molecule: messenger RNA, 591 nt
Organism: Lymnaea stagnalis (great pond snail)
Lineage: Eukaryota; Metazoa; Mollusca; Gastropoda; Lymnaeidae
Source: the annotation of a GenBank genome assembly